AUGAAGUAUGCCUUGAGUCGUUCUAGGUACCCUGAUCGUUACAACCGUGACAAAUCCAGCGAGAGAGAGCGCUCGCGGGAGCGUGGCGGCAAUCGUGAUCGCUACAAGGACAAACGUGACCGGCGCGACGACCGUCGGGAAGACAAGCGAGACAACUUCCGCCGUGAUGGCCGCGACCGGCGCGAUGACCAUGAUCAGCGCGACAAGCGUGACCGUGAUGACCGUCGUCAACACGUCAAUUUUGCCUCGGAGGUUGACGGCAACGCUGACACGUCCGACCAAGCCCUAGGCAGCGACGAGACUGAGGCUGACAUCGUCUGCUCCAUUAUCGACCGCCACCUCACUUCUAACAAGUGUCACCUAGCUCUGCCUACCGUGCAUCAGAAGAAGGCACACACCCGCCUCUGCACGCCAUUUAAGGCAACGCAAAUGGAAGGGUUCCGGAGCAUCUCACCACUGGACCCAGCCCGGCGGACUUGUGGGUAUUGCCGCAAGGUGUUUCCUUCCAGGAAUAAGCUCUUCCAGCACCUGAAGGUUUGCAAGGACGCCAAAUCUGGCAAAACGGCCCCCAAGGGUAGCCAAGAGCUGACCAAAAAAAUUGCCCAAAUCACCAACAUGGAGGACAACCCCGACACUGCAAAGCUUCGGGAAGACCUCAAGCCAGAGAUGAUAAGGCCCUGGGACGAACUUGACGACGACAUUGUAGCGUCCGCCACUCUCUCGCCUCCAGCAAAGGUCAAAUACACUAUCAGGGAAGCACCGCGAUCUAUCACGGAGGACAUUGACCGGAACUUAAGGUCUAGUCACACGCACUUACGCAUUCAAGUUAAGGCCAACCCUGAGGGGGACGACUUGGAACUGUGUGCGGACCCUGGUGCUUCAAGGUCGUUUAUCGCUAGAGGGUUCCUCAACAACCUAGAGCACUCAAUCGAGAAGCGUAAAGGUACAGCCGACGGCGAGGGAGGCCUGACAGGUAUGAAGGAAUGGGCGACUUUCUCAUUCUAUGUGCCUGGAGUGGACAAGCAGGGGAACAAUGUGAUGCUGAAGUUCACGAAGUCCGCAUGGGUCAUUGAGCGCUUGACGGCCAACGACUUUAUCAACCCACACGGGAGUGUCAUCGACUACGAGGAGCACCGGAUCCAUAUACGAUGCCUAGACUUCUCGUGCAAGUUCGAAGUGGUACCGCAAGCCAACCCUUGUGUUCGAAAAGUCACCGCCAGGCAGAAGGUUACCCUGCUACCAGGACAGAAAGCCUACGUGCCCGCCCGCUACCUUCCGUUGCCCAAGGGACGAAACUUCCUGUUCGAAGCCAAACAUGGAGCCGCCGUCAACGCUAUCAUGGACCACAAGACCCCGGCUGUGGUUGCGGUCCUCGGACACAUCAAAGAGAACCUACAGAGCGGGUUCUUCGCUUCCACUUGGUCCAAUGCUAUGAAAGCACUGACGGUAGGCGUCGCUCUCGCAUCUGCCAUUCCCACAGCAGCCGCAACGAGCACCCCGUCCGCGGCAGGCGACUUCGCCUACACGCCGAAAUCAAGCGUCAUAAUCGGACAUCCGUCGAUCAACACCGAGUUUAGCAUGGGGCCAAUGGUACGAGCAAUUGCGCAAGGAUACGCUCCCAGCCGAGACCCUGAGAACAACACCACGGCGUACCCGAAAGACACGCCUUCCAACUUCGGAACCAACUCUGCAACUCCCUUCUCCGAUACAGUGUUCAACCUUAUCCAGAAUCCGGCAAGCUACGCUGGGCAGUUCGAAGUCACCAUGCCUCCUAUGCCGGUCCCUGAGGAUCUGACGACCCCUAUACACACUUCGCCUACCGUUACGCAGUCGACGCAGCAGUCUGACUCUCCCAACGGUUGUUUCGAGUCACCGCAAGACAUCUUUUGUGAGGCGUACAAGCACCUUGAACCGGGAGGCUCCAUCGAAGUACACGACAUCGACUUUGUCCCUAGGUCGAUGCGAGGGACGGUGGACGGCACUCAUUUGCAAAGCUGUAUGCAACUGAUAUUACAGGCGGCAGAGUUGAACGGAAGGCCACUAAUUUGUGCCCAGAACUACGAAGGCUGGAUGAAGGGCGCUGGGUUCAUACAAACCAAGGUGUUCCCUUGGCCGCUGAACGGGUGGGCAAAGCCACCUCACAAGCGCAUUGGAUUGCUGAACGAGGAUAAUUUCUCCCAGUGGCUGGAAGGGCUUUGUAUGGCGCUUUUCACAAGAGUUCUUCACUGGACUGAGGAAGAGGUCCGAAUGUAUUGCGCGAAGGUGCAGAAGGAACUCUCAGAUCCAAAGAUGCUCGUCUAUUUCGAGGUGGUUGCUAUUCACGGUUAUGACGGGAAAUCUGGGGAAGUUGCCCUGUGUUUCAUGAUGUGGAAGUAUUGA
Messenger RNA from Lasiosphaeria miniovina, 2379 nucleotides. RefSeq lists its product as uncharacterized. The transcript is spliced from 6 exons. The coding region runs from base 1 to 2379 and encodes 792 amino acids. Lineage: Eukaryota; Fungi; Ascomycota; Sordariomycetes; Sordariales; Lasiosphaeriaceae. The record is from RefSeq and is a predicted model, not a curated record.